AUGAAGUUCACCGCUAUUAUCUUUGCUGCGUUUACCGCCAGCGUCGUCGCCAAGAAGGGAUGUGGUUUCCCCGAUGGUCCCGACUGCAAGUCACUUGGCCAGGGAGCCGAUGGACUUGAGCAGUUUGUGGACGACGGCUGCUGCGUUUUCCCCCUCCGCUGCGGCAACGGCGACGGAGGCGAGUCGUGCGAGUUUGCAAAGAGCAACAAGAAGGUGAAAGACCUCAGGGGCCGUCGCAUCAAGAUGACAGCAUAG
Colletotrichum graminicola M1.001 is the source of this 255-nucleotide messenger RNA. RefSeq lists its product as uncharacterized. The record is from RefSeq and is a predicted model, not a curated record. The transcript is spliced from 2 exons. The coding region runs from base 1 to 255 and encodes 84 amino acids. NCBI's taxonomy places the organism in Eukaryota, Fungi, Ascomycota, Sordariomycetes, Glomerellales, Glomerellaceae.